Cottoperca gobio is the source of this 4292-nucleotide messenger RNA. RefSeq names its product SKI-like proto-oncogene a (gene skila). The transcript is spliced from 8 exons. Gene Ontology annotation, molecular function: SMAD binding; DNA-binding transcription factor activity, RNA polymerase II-specific; RNA polymerase II cis-regulatory region sequence-specific DNA binding. The record is from RefSeq and is a predicted model, not a curated record. NCBI's taxonomy places the organism in Eukaryota, Metazoa, Chordata, Actinopteri, Perciformes, Bovichtidae. Gene Ontology annotation, biological process: negative regulation of transforming growth factor beta receptor signaling pathway; negative regulation of transcription by RNA polymerase II; negative regulation of BMP signaling pathway. Bases 352 to 2649 code for a protein of 765 amino acids. Gene Ontology annotation, cellular component: transcription regulator complex; nucleus; cytoplasm.
UGCAGACAGACGAGAGACACCCCCGCAUAGUUUCCGUCAGUCGGGUGACGUCUCCGCCUCUCAGCCCGUGUGCAGUGUGACGUUGCGGGGCUGUAGUGGAGCCUCUAGCUGCAUCUUGUUGACGGUCCGCCAGGCUUUUCCAGUACUGAGAAGACCCCGCUCGAGAGAGGACGACCGACACACGCAGCGUUUUCAGGGAAGCGGAUCAGAACAUAGAAAACUUCCGUCAUCAUCAUGCAUGUGUCUAACUACCAGAAGAUUUGUGUCAUUUGAAAAUACUUAAGAAGAAAGAAAGGAGGAAUACAAGAACUCAGUCAGCAGACAGAAACAACAAUAACCCAGUGCUUAGACAUGGCCAGCACCCAGACCAGUUUGAAAACCCCUUUCAAAGACUUGACCUCAUUCAAGGGCAAUAUGAAACGGCUGUACAGAGAACGACUGGAAGACGCGCCCAUCAAGAAGAGAAUGAUGGCGGAGAUCAAUUUGAAGCGUCGCUGCUUGGAUUCCUUCCCCAAAACUCCCAAGGUGAAGAAGGAGCAGAUUGAGGAUCUGUGCCACGACUCCGACAUGGACGUGGAGGGCCGAGCUGAACUGCACAUGGUGGGCUCUGCUAAAGCCCUGGACCUGAGCCCUGGGCUCAAACACACACUGGCCCAGUUCACCCUCAGCAGCCAAAGCUCCCUCGGGGGCCCAGCUGCCUUCUCAGCCCGCACCGGCCACGAGCAUUCCCCGACCGGCAUGCCCCCCCUGCCCUCCCCUCCUGUUCUGGGAGGGGGCCCUCUGCUGGUUCCCUGUGACAGCUCCACUGAACUCACCCACUCGCUGCUGGAAGGAGAGUCUAUCUCCUGUUUCGUUGUUGGGGGAGAGAAGCGUCUUUGCCUGCCCCAGGUGCUCAACUCCGUGCUCCGCGACUUCUCGUUGCAGCAGAUCAACACUGUGUGCGACGAGCUCUACGUCUACUGCUCACGUUGCGACGCUGAGCAGCUGCACAUCCUCAAGGUGCUGGGCAUUCUGCCGUUCAACGCACCUUCCUGUGGCCUGAUUACACUGACGGAUGCACAACGGUUGUGCAACGCUCUGCUGCGUCCUGGGGCGGCCUUGCCUGCCGACCCCAGUGGUAAGCUGUCGACCCAGGGCUUGCUGAAGGAGAGCGAAGCCAGUUUCCAGGUGGAGCACCAGUGUUUGGGGAAGUGCCAGGGCCUCUUUGUGCCCCAAUUCUACACCCAGCCGGAAGCGCACUGCAUCCAGUGCGUUGAGUGCCAGUUGCUCUUUUCACCACAGAAGUUUGUCAUGCAUUCACACAAGUCACCCGAUAAGAGGACCUGCCACUGGGGCUUUGACUCAGCCAAGUGGCCCUGCUACCUGCAGCUUGCCAGAAAGUACCAAGACAUGCCUGAAGAGCCAAAGCUCAAGCAGCUCCUGGAUGAGGUCAAAGAGAAGUUCCACUACCAGCUCAAGAGGUCGCCAGACAAAAAGGCAGUGGAGGAGGAGGAGAGCCAGGUGAGGAAACCCCCAGCAGAUAUCUGCUCCCCCAACAGCAAGUUGGUCGAGACCGACCCUGCAAGAAAGGGGAAAACAUCUCCGCCUACUCUGGUGUUCAAUCGUCUUUUCUCUGACAUUAAGGAGGAGCCAGGACACCCCACCCUGGUCCAUCCCAGUUACUACCUGUACACAUAUGAUAAGAUGGUGGCUCCCAACGUGUCUCUGCAGAGGGAGGCGGAGAUGAGCCCCGAGAUGUUCGGAGCUCUGCUCAAACACCACUACAGCCACAGAGUGCUGGGCCACGACGAGCCUCCCAUGGAUCUUCACGCGUCGCCUCCCGUCACUGCUGGCGCCGAGGAGGCCAAAUCCCAACGUGCCGCUGCUGCCUCGGCCACUGAGCGGGAAUGCCAAACCCAGGCAGUUUCCAUGGAGACAAGCAGCCCGAGCUGCAAGAAAACCACCCACACCCCCGCCCACUCCCCUCCUCCUCCUCCUCCUCCUGCGUCGUUGUCGCCGGUUACGGAAGUAGCGGCUAAGGACACAGGCUCUGCUGCGAGCAGCGCUGCAGUGGUGGUGGGGGGGCUGGAGGACGACAAGGACAGGAUUGUUGUGGAGAUCAUGCAGAUGUACGGCAGGCAGCAGGAGAAGCUCAACUCUACGCUGCAUAAGCAGCUGCAGCUGGAAAUGGAGCUGGAGGCGGUGCGUGGGGGCGAAGCGGCGAGGCUACGAGAGCUGAGUGCCGAGCAGCGAGAGCUGCGCAGCGAGCUGGAGGCGGUGCACAGCGAGCAGGCGCGGCAGCUCAGCCAGGCCCGCCAGGAACAGCUGGAGCUGGAGACUCGUCUGGAGCAGCUCCGACAGCAGGCCUGCGCCUGCGAGCCGGGGGCACAACGCCAGCAAGAGGCCCACUACACUGCACAGUUGUCGGAGCUACGUCAGAGACUUGAGCGGGCGGAGGCGGACCGGCAGGAACUGCAGGAGGAGCUGCGCAGGGAGCGUGAGGCGCGGGAAAAGCUAGAGCGCACAAUCGCCCAGCUCAAGCAGCAGAUGGUCCAGUCUGCCACGGUGGGAGGCAGCCCCUCUCCUCCUCUUACCCCUUCAACCGGACCCCCUAACGCCCACUCCCCACACUCCUCCUUCUCAGAGGCCCCAGUGGCUGGCCAAAAGUAACUGCCAUCCCCCUCAGGGGCCUUCCUCAUUCCUCUCCCCAUCACCCGCCAACUCUACUGACACAAACAAAUCAGCCUGAAGCAGAACGGAGCUUCACAUCUCCUCAGGCUGUUUUUAACUUGUGCAUCAUCCCUUUUAUUUCAGUGUAGGACUGACUUUUGUUUUUGUAAUUUAACAUCACUUAAAAGUUUUAUGUUGUGUUUUUUUUUUAUAUUCUUUCUUUUGUUCCCCUCUCCUCUCUUUAAACAGUAUUUAAAGAUUUUUUGGGGCAUGUAUGUUUGAUAUAAUUUAUAGUUUUUAUUGAACAAUCAGCUGCUUCACAGACGGGAGUUUGGUCAAGUAGAGACAAACUCAACCCAUCACGAUUUUCCCAUCACGAUUGUCACCCUCCUCUCCCAUCCCUUCUUGCUCUCUCUGGAUUCUGGAGCUAAUGCCAUGGAGAUCUCAGACUUCAGCUCAGACACACAGACUCGUCACUUCAUGCUACUACCUGGCACAGCAGCCGGUGCCCUCGGACACAAAAUGGCGCCUGGUUGCGUGCCCCUUCUCCGUCUCUCGCUGUAUGUACAGCUCAAACACUCAAGUACCAGCGACUGCAGGAAACUGCAUGGACAUUUCAAUAUGUUUAAUUUUUUUUGCUCCUUAUAACACACAGAAAGAAAAAGUCUAACAUGUUAAAAACAUCAAAUCUAUAUGGAGGAGAAAGACCUUUACUGUACAAAAAAAAAGACCUCAUGAAAAUAUGCCAAUAGUGACGCUGAACUUGAAAUGUUUUGAGUGGGACCCCUUCAAGGUAGCAAGCUAGCUAAAUCGUCGGGCCUGGACUCCAGCUGCUCCUAACACACAGUUUUCCUCUUCACUCUUCCACCGCUGUAUGCUAGCGAUUGCCCUCUGCUGGGAAACUCCUUAACACUGUGGUUUUCACCCACUUUAGGCUAGACAGGAAACACUGUGCUUUUUUCUUGGCUAGGUUUGGAAGAAGCUCACGAGCAGUGUUAUGCACUUAACACGCUCUCCUCCCCCAGAAUCCCAAGGGAAAGGAAUAUGUCUGGACACGGGGGCUGGUUGAGCUGGUGUAGCUUUUCUAAGAAAGAGGGAAAUCUCACAUGUGCGGUAGCUAGCUGUACUGUGUUACCAUAAUAAUACAUGCAACAUCCUUACAUGCCCGCACACACUCAAGUGUGUCAGUGCAGAACAAUGGCCCCAGCGUUCCCAGCAGAUGAUCAAAGCUCCCGGCUGUCCCUGUUUUCUGGGCUUCUCUUUUUGUAUCAUUUGACUUCAUUGUUAGCAGACGGUUUCCAUCCACCACCCUGUUUGUCAGAGCGUCAUCUAAGAAUGUGGGUCGCAGGUGAAAGCAGUUAGUCCAGGGUGGUUUGGGCCUCGAGUCCGGCCCCUGCGUCACGUUAUUCUGCCUGGCUGAACAAGCAGUACCGGGCAGGAAGAGGAAGAGAGGGGAGGCGAGGAUUGUGGGGAGUUCUCGGGGGGCACUGGUGCACUCUCCCCCUGCGGCAGGCUGGGUGGCCCAGACGCCAGGGGUACAGAGGGAGCCCUUUUUUGUUUUGUGCCGUCAGAAUGGGGGCAGCUGUUGUUGUCUGUGGGCCUCUGCCCGCCUUCGGGUGAGACUGUACAGGAUCUACCCCCCC